AUAGAGCCAUUAGAUUGAAUAUUGCACAUGAUAACUCAUAUAUGAAAGGUUGUGGAGAUAACUGUAAAGAUAGGUUAAUAGUUUGUACAGACAGACAUAACUUUAACAACUGUGUGAUGGGGAAGAAGUCGCUUAAAGGGAAUAUUUAUCAAACUGAUGGUGGGUAUGGAUGGAUUGUUGUAGCUUGUACAUUCUUCAUUGGAUUUAUCAUAGAUGGCUUGGCGUAUUCGUUCGGGACAUUGCUGGUGGAGUUGCUGGUGCAAUUCAAACAGGACAGGGCAUCUACUGUUGUUAUCGGUUCAAUCCUGACAGGAGUAAUGUACCUCAUAGGACCAUUAGCCGGAGCCUUGUCUGACAUAUAUGGUUGUCGUAUCAUCGUGUUCUGUGGCGCUGUUAUCAGCAGCGUUGGCUUCGUCAUCAGCUCCUUUGCCACGAGCGUCUUGUAUCUGUACUUCUCGUACGGUCUACUGGGAGGCAUUGGUUUCGGAUUCAUGUUCCUACCAGCAGGUGUCUGCGUCAUUCAGCACUUCACGGAACGUCGGGCUCUUGCCAAUGGUAUUGCCGUAUGCGGUUCAGGUGUUGGAAUGUUUGUAAUGAAUCACCUAUCGAGAUAUAUGCUUGAUCACUAUGGGUGGAGAGGAACUGUUUUAUUGUUCGCAGGAAUUUCACUACAAGGCACCGCACUGGGACUUCUGCUUUUACCACCACUACCGAAAAUGAAAGUUGUCGACCCGAUGCUUUGUGAUACACCGGAGAUAUUUGUUGUUGAGGGAAAACAAUCAAAUAACAAGAGACGGCGAUCCGAAGAUACAGAAUUGAAAGUGUUUAAUAUCAAUGAUACACUAGAUACAAAUGUACAACUAUCUCGCUAUGAAACACAAGUAGACAAAGUUUUUUUUGAUAAAAAGGGGAACAGUGUGAAAAAAGUUCUUGCUCGUGUUUUCAGUAGCAAAUUAUUAACACACGGAGGAUUCUUAUUAUUUUUACUCGCAAAUUUUGCGGUACAUCUUGCUUUUACGAUUCCAUUCAACCUUUUACCAGAUCAAGCUGUAGAAAAUGGUAUGACGAAACAUGAAGCUUCCUGGUUGAUUUCCUCAAUAGGUAUAACCAAUACAAUAAGCCGUAUUAUACUGGGAUGGUUAGCAGACAGGAGUUGCGUCAACCGGAUGGUAAUGUUAGACAUCGUUAUAUUUCUAGCCGGGAUCAUAACAGGGCUGUCACCUCUUCUGACUACAUUUGGAACAAAACUGAUAUACCCAUGUCUUUACGGCAUGAUGAUAGGUGGAUACGUAACAUUAUGCCCAGUUGUUCUUGCUGACCUUUUUGGAACAGAAAUGAUCGCUCAAUCAUUUGGAAUGUGGCUGUUUGCUUGUGGUCUUGCUGGAACCAUUUCAUCGCCUAUCGGAGGUUUGAUAUAUGAUACCACCAAGAAUUAUGACAUCACCUUUGUUAUUGCUGGUGCAGAGUUCCUGAUUGCUGGACUAUUGUUUCUUUGCUCUACAUGUGUCACUCGAAACAAAAAAGUGAAAUGAAUUAUUUUAAAUCCAAAUCUAAAAAUCUAAACGUUCAAUUCAAUUUUAUCAGUAUGAAAUAAAUAUUAAGUUUUGUAGUCAUAUAGUAUGACCAAUUUUUUUUUAUUCAAUUUCAUGUCAAACACAAAUUGAAACCAUGAGAAAUCGCAUUAUUAUUUUUGUUUUUGUUUCGUUUUCUUAAUUGUGCUCUUUAGAAGAGUAUAUUGAAUUAUUAUUAUCAUUAUUAUUAUGUUUGCUUCUUAUGUAUGUUUUGUUUGUUUCUGUUUAAAAUACAUGUUGAGUCUUUCAUUUUUUUGCAUUA
Messenger RNA from Ruditapes philippinarum (Manila clam), 1833 nucleotides. RefSeq names its product monocarboxylate transporter 13-like. Lineage: Eukaryota; Metazoa; Mollusca; Bivalvia; Venerida; Veneridae. Bases 42 to 1532 code for a protein of 496 amino acids. Gene Ontology annotation, molecular function: monocarboxylic acid transmembrane transporter activity. The record is from RefSeq and is a predicted model, not a curated record. The transcript has 7 exons. Gene Ontology annotation, biological process: transmembrane transport; monocarboxylic acid transport.